Penicillium soppii is the source of this 1272-nucleotide messenger RNA. Its product is annotated as Major facilitator superfamily domain general substrate transporter. The record is from RefSeq and is a predicted model, not a curated record. The transcript is spliced from 2 exons. Bases 1 to 1272 code for a protein of 423 amino acids. Lineage: Eukaryota; Fungi; Ascomycota; Eurotiomycetes; Eurotiales; Aspergillaceae.
AUGUCCAUCCCCGCUGGACACAACCAAGACGUAGGACUAUGUGCCUUCUGUGCGCCUGGAAUUUGGAGUGCUAUGAACGGCCUUGGAGUGGGCGGAUCUCAGAGCCCAGAUUUAGUCAAUGCAGCCAACGCUUUACUAUACGCUUUCAUGACUGUGACAUGUUUCGCAGGGCCUUGGCUCUCAAACGCAAUCGGCUUCCGCUGGACCCUCACUGUGGGAUCACUUGGGUAUCCGUUAUACGCAGCGGGUUUGUAUUUGAACAAUCGCACUGGCGCGACUUGGCUUGUGUACCUCGGGUCUGUGAGCUGUGGUAUCACUGCCGGUUUCUUUUGGUCUGUUGAGGGUGCUAUCGCUACCGGCUACCCCGAGAGACACAAAACCGGUCGUUAUAUUGCAACCUGGUUUACCUUCAGAAAUCUGGGCAAUGUGAUCGGCGGAGGAGUAUCCCUCGGCAUAAACCAUAGUGUCAACCACCGUGGACAGGUCGGAUACCAAACUUAUCUUGCAUUUAUCGCUAUCCAGUGUUUGGGAUUGGUCAUCGGCCCUUUUUUGUCAAACCCGGAAAAGGUGCAAAGAGAUGACGGCACUCGCAUCGAGGCACCCAAGGGUAUCCAUUGGCGAGAAGAACUCCGUAUAAUGUGGCGACUAGCAAGGAGCAAAUCGAUUUUGCUUCUAGUUCCACUAUUUUGGUAUUUUGGGUGGAUUCAAGCUUACCCCGGGACUUAUCUUGCUACUUAUUUCACCGUGCGCUCACGCGCUCUUGGAAGCUUCAUGUCUGCAAUCGUCGGAACACUCGCAACCUGGUUAGGCGGCUCAAUGGUCGACUUACCUUGGUUGAGAAAUCGCAAGCAUCGAGCUAUCAUCACCUUCGCACUGAUUGCUGCAAUGAAUAGCGCUACCUGGAUCUGGGCUGUCAUCAUCCAAAACGAGUACCGGCAUACCAAUCCUGUGCUGGACUGGGGAAACCAAAGAGCCUUUGGUCGUGGGUUUGGCUUAUAUUUAUUCGAGCGUAUCAGUCUCGGGUUGGUCGAGAAUUAUAUCUAUUGGUGCAUUGGAAAUCUGUCGGAUUCACCAGGUGAUCAAAUACGAUACAGCUCUUUGCUGAGAGGAAUUGAGACCGCUGGGGUUGCUGUUGGAUUUGGGAUACAGGCUGUUCCGACUGCGUUGAUUGCAACCGCUUGUAUCAACCUGGGUUUGUGGUUUAUUGCUCUGCCAUUUAGUUAUUAUGCUACUCUCCAGGUAGUUCGCAAGUUUGACUCGACCAAAAAUUGA